GUUGGGGGAUGGCGUUAGCAUCGCUUAUCGAUUGGUGGAUGUUGAUAGCAGGGUAUGUUGACUGGGCCGACGCCUCGGCGAAUAUAGUUGAAUCUAUUGACGUUGUCCCGACCAUCGAGUUUUGCGGUCCAUCGACAGACCGGAGAUGCACGAGAUUCUGACGCUUCUCAUGUGCCUCCUCAUUGUUGUGACCAAUGGUUUUCAUCCAGAAAUAAAAAGCUUCGAGGCGAAUCCUGACACUAAACGACUGUACGAUGAUUUAUUGUCCAAUUAUAACAGGCUCAUUCGACCAGUUAUUAACAAUACCGAAACACUGACAGUAUGGUUGGGAUUGAAGUUAUCUCAAUUGAUUGAAAUGAAUUUAAAAAAUCAAGUGAUGACAACGAAUGUCUGGGUAGAGCAGAAAUGGUUCGAUUACAAGCUACGCUGGGAUCCAGAGGAAUACGGUGGUGUUGAAAUGCUGUACGUGCCAUCAGAAAAUAUAUGGUUACCAGACAUCGUUAUGUAUAACAAUGCGGAUGGGAACUACGAAGUGACAUUGAUGACCAAAGCAACGCUCAAAUACACGGGCGAAGUUUACUGGAAACCACCGGCUAUUUAUAAAUCCUCCUGCGAGAUUAAUGUCGAAUAUUUUCCCUUUGACGAGCAAUCCUGCAACAUGAAGUUUGGCUCAUGGACCUAUAAUGGCGCGCAGGUAGAUUUAAAGCACAUGGAGCAAGAACCUGGAAGUAAUUUGGUGGUAACGGGAAUUGAUUUGAGCGACUUUUACUUAUCCGUUGAGUGGGACAUACUUGAGGUGCCAGCCUCAAGAAAUGAAGAAUAUUAUCCUUGCUGCAAGGAACCUUAUUCCGAUAUAACUUUUAAUAUCAAAAUGAGAAGGAAGACAUUGUUUUAUACGGUUAAUCUUAUAAUACCAUGCGUAGGUAUUACCUUUUUAACAGUUUUGGUAUUCUAUUUACCGAGUGAUUCCGGUGAGAAAGUCUCACUAUGUUCCUCAAUUCUUCUGUCACUGACUGUUUUUUUCUUACUACUAGCGGAAAUUAUUCCACCAACUUCAUUGGCAAUUCCUCUACUCGGAAAAUACCUCUUGUUUACUAUGAUUCUAGUCACUUUAUCUAUAUGGAUAACUGUGUGUGUUCUCAAUGUUCAUUUUCGUUCUCCAUCUACACACAAUAUGUCGCCUUGGGUUCGACAACUAUUUUUACAUUGGAUGCCGAGAGUGCUUAUGAUGCGACGAACACCUUAUUCGACGCCAGAGUAUGACGACACAUAUCUGGAUAGCGGAUAUACUAACGAGAUGGAUUUUAGUUUCCGGGACAGUAUUAGUGACUAUCCAUCUGAAUCCAAGGAUAGUCCCGACGGCUUUGAAAGCGUCACAUCUGCAUAUAAGAAUAUACGUGAUGAAGAUAUACGUCAAAUACCGCAUGCCUCUGUAAUAGACAGCGAAAAUACGAUGCCAAGACAUUUGUCACCAGAUAUCAUGACGGCUUUACAGGGAGUCAGAUUCAUUGCUCAACACAUCAAAGACGCCGACAAGGACAACGAGAUUAUUGAAGAUUGGAAAUUCGUAGCAAUGGUAUUAGACAGACUGUUUCUUUGGAUUUUUACAUUAGCAUGUAUUGUCGGAACCGCAGGUAUAAUUUGUCAAGCGCCAAGUUUAUAUGAUACACGCGAACCGUUAGAUCGUCAGAUCUCAAGCAUUCCCCUUCGAAAAGGUAACUACAUGCUUCCGCCACAGCCUUUCUUCGAUUACGACUAAAGAAUUUCAGUCGUUAAAAAAGUGUACAAAAAUUAAUUCAUUAUGUAAUUGUAUGUACGCUAUUCUUAUUAAAAUAUGUUCAUUCG
Molecule: messenger RNA, 1845 nt
Organism: Ceratosolen solmsi marchali
Lineage: Eukaryota; Metazoa; Arthropoda; Insecta; Hymenoptera; Agaonidae
Gene: nAChRbeta2
Product: nicotinic acetylcholine receptor beta2
Exons: 12
Coding region: 146-1759 (537 amino acids)
Biological process (GO): monoatomic ion transmembrane transport
Cellular component (GO): postsynaptic membrane
Molecular function (GO): transmembrane signaling receptor activity; acetylcholine-gated monoatomic cation-selective channel activity
Source: RefSeq, a predicted model, not a curated record